Molecule: messenger RNA, 1425 nt
Organism: Lipotes vexillifer (Yangtze River dolphin)
Lineage: Eukaryota; Metazoa; Chordata; Mammalia; Artiodactyla; Lipotidae
Gene: PNPLA1
Product: patatin like domain 1, omega-hydroxyceramide transacylase
Exons: 7
Coding region: 1-1425 (474 amino acids)
Biological process (GO): lipid homeostasis; triglyceride catabolic process
Cellular component (GO): lipid droplet; cytoplasm; membrane
Molecular function (GO): triacylglycerol lipase activity
Source: RefSeq, a predicted model, not a curated record
AUGGAAAAACAGGUGUUCAAGGGGGACCCAGAUACCCCUCAUUCCAUCUGCUUCUCGGGCAGUGGAUUCCUCUCCUUCUACCAGGCCGGGGUGGUGAAUGCCUUUCGGGACCUGGCUCCCCGGAUGCUGGAAACGGCCCAUCGCUUUGCUGGGACGUCGGCAGGAGCGGUGAUUGCAGCCUUGGCCACCUGUGGGAUUGAAAUGGAUGAGUACCUCCAAGUCCUCAGUGUGGUUGUGACCGAGGUGAAGAAAUUCUUCUUGGGGCCCUUGUCCCCAUCCUGUAAGAUGGUGCAGAUGAUGAGGCAGUUUCUGUACCGGGUCCUGCCUGAGGACUCCUACAAGGUCGCCACGGGGAAGCUCCACGUGAGCCUCACCCGGUUCACGGAUGGAGAGAAUGUUGUGGUUUCAGAAUAUACAUCCAAGGAAGAGCUCAUCGAGGCCCUGCACUGCAGCUGCUUUGUCCCUGUGUACUGCGGCCUCAUUCCUCCAACUUACCGCGGCGUGCGGUACAUCGACGGGGGCUUCUCGGGCAUGCAGCCCUGCUCCUUCUGGACGGACUCCAUCACCAUCUCCACCUUCAGUGGUCAGCACGACAUCUGCCCGCGGGACUGCCCCACCAUCUUCUGUGACUUCCACAUGUUCAAUGGCUUUUUCCAGUUCUCCCUGGAGAACAUCGCCAGGAUGACCCAUGCCCUGUUCCCCCCAGACCUGGUGAUCCUGCACAAUUAUUACUACAGAGGGUACGAAGAUGCUGUUUCGUACUUGAGGCGGCUGAAUGCUGCUUACCUUAAUUCUCCUUCCAAGAGAGUGAUUUUCCCCUGGGUAGAAGUGUACUGCCAGAUGGAACUCGCCCUUGGCAACGAGUGCCCCGAACGCUGUCAACCAAGCCUCCAAACAGAGCGGGCCAGUCCAGAAGAAUCCAGACAACUUCACACACAAUGGGCUCCCAAAGGGGAAAGAAAAGGUGGCCAUGGUCCACCUCUGUCCCCACCUGUGCAGACACCUGAAUCCACAUGUGAGUGGCCUGUGGAGUCACUUGUUUCACCACCUGCAUCGCCACUGGCCUCAUCACCAUCACAUUCUCCAACUGACUUGCCACCUGUAUCACUCCCAGCUGUGCACUUCCUCCCCAGCUCAACACCUGGGCUGUCACCCGUAUCACCAUCACAGCAGGUACAACUGACUGGAUCACCACCCAGAUCCCCACCCCCCCAGUCAUCUAUGUCAUCCAGGACGUCCCUGGGGCCUUCCGCUGUGGGGACAUCUCCAACAUUGCCCCAAUGUUCUUCAGCAUCACCUGCACAGCCACCUGUGGAGGAACUGGGCCCAGAACAGCCCCAAGCUCCCUGUGCUUCUUCAAAUUCCAAAAGCACUGUGCCUCUGGCUAAUGGGAAGGAAACCAUGAGCAAGCCUUAUGCAAUGUAA